This is a messenger RNA of Haplochromis burtoni (Burton's mouthbrooder), 4881 nucleotides long. It is a transcript of the gene slc25a26, whose product is annotated as solute carrier family 25 member 26. The record is from RefSeq and is a predicted model, not a curated record. Gene Ontology annotation, biological process: transmembrane transport. Bases 140 to 952 code for a protein of 270 amino acids. Gene Ontology annotation, molecular function: S-adenosyl-L-methionine transmembrane transporter activity. Gene Ontology annotation, cellular component: mitochondrial inner membrane. The transcript has 10 exons. Lineage: Eukaryota; Metazoa; Chordata; Actinopteri; Cichliformes; Cichlidae.
ACGCAAUGCGGAAGUAAUUUAACCAAGAUGGCUGCGUCCUUCACAGGCAUGAUUUGGUUUCACUGAAGUGUCAGAUAAUGUGUAGCAGUUGCAUUUUUAAGAGCUAAAAGACCGCAAGGGCAGCUUUGAGAGCGGAAACAUGGAGAGGCGAGAGUUCGUGGCGUCUCUGGUGGCAGGUGGCUGUGCGGGGAUGUGUGUGGAUCUGACCCUGUUUCCACUCGACACAAUAAAGACCAGACUUCAGAGUCAGCAGGGCUUUUACAAGGCUGGAGGCUUUAGGGGCAUCUACGCCGGAGUCCCAUCUGCUGCUGUCGGCUCCUUCCCCAAUGCCGCUGCUUUCUUCGUCACCUACGAAUACACAAAGGCCCUUCUCGGCACCGGUGGAGUGUUUGCAUUACCACAUGUGGCACCUGUCACUCACAUGCUGGCCGCCUCCCUGGGAGAAGUAGUGGCGUGUCUGAUCCGGGUACCCACAGAGGUGGUCAAACAGAGGGCCCAAGCUUCCCUCUCAUCCUCUACCUACAACAUACUGCUGGCUACUCUUAGAGAAGAGGGGGUUCGAGGCUUGUACAGAGGAUAUGGCAGUACGGUUCUCAGAGAGAUCCCAUUCUCUCUGGUUCAGUUUCCGCUUUGGGAGUAUUUAAAGACUCUGUGGUCGUCGAGGCAAGGUCACACGCUCUACUCUUGGCAGUCAGCAGUGUGCGGAGCUGUUGCAGGUGCAGUAGCCGCGUUUGUUACCACUCCUCUUGACGUGGCAAAGACCAGGAUCAUGCUCGCAAAGGCCGGCUCAACCACAGCGAGCGGCAACAUCCCACUGGUGCUCUACGAUGUGUGGAGGAGUAGGGGCAUUGCAGGUCUGUUUGCUGGCAGCAUACCGAGGAUGACCUUCAUCAGCGUGGGCGGUUUCAUCUUCCUCGGAGCCUAUGAGAAGGUCCGCCGCACUUUGCUAUAGCAGCACGACCUGUGACUGUCCUGAGUCCUGACCUGAUGGAGAGAACCAGAACAGCAGGGAAAUCGUCUCUGGAAAUGGAGGAUCCAGCAUCCUGCUGAGUCCUUUGAAAUGAGGCGGAGAGGAGACGCUCACGGGGAUGACUGCAUUACCCAGAGUGCCACAUUCAUACUUAUUGAUUAGGCACUCAAAACACCACAGAAUUUUUUGAAAUGAAGCAACACUGUAUCACCUAGGACAACGCAGUCAUUGUAGUCGGCAGUGACUGGGACCAUUUAUGUUUCACGUGUUUGUGAGAGAAUGAGUUAUGUGAUUAAAAACGGUCUUUGUAUCUUUCGAGUGAGGUUUGGGGCUUUCUUUGACUCUCUGGAACUCUGCAUAGUUUAAUGAUCAUUUUAGCGUUUUCUCCUCUCUAUUGGACUAAGCCACCUGCUUUAAAGACCCACCAGAGAGACACAGCACUAUCUCACCAUUGUUACAAUCCUGCUGCAGCAAAGCUGACCUCAUCCACAUGCAAAAGCCUUUUUUUUUGUCCUUUUUUUCUUGUAGAAUCCCAGAACAGUAGAAGCCUUUUAUUAACAAAAUCACACACUUUGUCAUCUCCGGCUCUUCAGAUCUUUUAUUUAUGAAUAGAUCAGAUUUUUGAUUCGGCCACUGCUUAAGCGUUUUGCUGUCUCUCUUAUAGGUUUGUGUAAGGCUUUUUUUUUUUUUUUAACCUUUUGUUGACCUCCUUCACUAGUAUCAGUGUCUCUUUGGAACUCAAAUGAAGUUCGACUGAACAGCAACCAAACACUCCAGAUCUGUUAUCUGCUUAUUUUGUAAAGAGAGAAAGAAGGAAUGGGCUUCAUGGGCUAGAAACCUGCUUAUAAACCAGUUGACUUGUUGAGUUUCUGAAAACGGGGUAGUUUGCAUAAAAAAUGGCUGCUUCUCUGAAAUUUUGCACUUGCUUAACAUCCCCAUGUUUUGAUGUCAAGUGCUGCACAUUAGCGGUGCUGAUAGGCAGUUAUAGAAAGCCAUGCUAGCUUUUCCUCUUAUGGCAGUUGUAUGUUGUGGGACGCUCUGAGCAACUGCAUUCUCCACGAUGUACAAACAUUCAAGUCAAACAGAAUUAGAGUAAGUGAUCGACCUGAUUAGAAGUCAUGAAACUGGUAAACAUGCUGAUUUUAACUUUUUUUUUUAAAGAUGUGUAUCUUGGUGGCUAUGUAAAUCACUUGUGCUCUGAUACACUCACUGAAGGGAUCAGCACACCAGAUUUCACAAAGAAGCUUCAUUUUCUGCUCUUUCAUUUAAGCAGAUGGUUUUGAUUUUGUUUGCUGAGGUUGUGUGAUAUCAGCGGUCCAGUCCCACAGCUGAACCGAUCUGCAUGACUGGAUCAAGCAGAGGUAAGGCCGUGCACAUUUUUACUCCGGCUUUGAUCUUGUUUAUUGGAGCAGCGGUUUCCAACUCCUGGACCACAGAAGUGUUGCGCGACCUGGCCACGAGGACGAGAUAUAAGAAAAGUUUGGAAAUGAAUGAGAGAAUCUCUGAGUUUAAUUUAAAUUGUUGCGUGAUGUGAUUUCCAGUGUGGCCUUUCUAAAUUUUACAAGUAUUCAUGCACCCCCUCCCUGCUCCUCAGGCUUUUAAAGGAAGAGGACAACUUAAUAAAAAAUGCUCCAAUACAUCUUAUUGAAGGAUUAUUUAGCUGGCAUAUGGAAGAACAGUUAGGUAUCAGUGCGUUUUCAGUGAAUUAGCUCCUCUCAUCUGUCAGCAGCCGGUCUGGAAAGUAAAACUGCACGAGAAGACAAAUGUCCUCACAGGUGGGACUGUUUGUCAUGCUGCUUGUCACUAGGCUGUAGCACAACAAUGGUCGGAGUGUGAUUGGUGGAGGCCGCGGCCAGGGGCACGUCAAUCAUCUGGUGACAAACGUCCAUCUGGAAUGCACAUCCUGACCUUCAGUCAGACUCGACUCAAUAGCAAAUAUUUUUAACAGCCCGCAGAAGGGAAAAAAAAAGCCUGCUGUCUUUGCAGCUCCAAGGAGCCAAGAGACAUUCCUGGUUGGAAGAUUAGCUUUCUCUCUGUGUGUGUGUGUGUGUGUGUGUGUGUGUGUGUGUGUGUGUGUGUGUCUACUUGACUACUUUGAAGAUCAAGGACUCUGGAUUUCAUGUCUUUGUGCAUGCUCCAUUUGAAUUGAUGGCUUCUCCAUAACCGCUGUGACAGGAGAGCAGCGUUAAAUGCUAACUCAGCUGUUUGUGAUAUUGUCGAAACAUCCUUCCUAUGUGUGUGGGUUUUUUUUUAUGAGCAAGAAAACAGGCCCAACACUUGUAAUAAUAGCAAAAUGGGAUUUUUAUUAGACACUUCAAUGCCAUGUUAGACACUUCACUGUUUUAACUUUGACAUUGGGACAACGGUUUCAGACAGUCUGCAUCAAUAAAUUACUCAGGAUAUGAACUGCACCCUCGCUCCUUCGAGUCCCUUUUACCUACUACACGGGGGUUGCUUUCCCAAAGGCCAAAAAACAAAGAAGAGGAGGAAAAAAAAAACAUACUCUCUGAUUGGUCUUGCUGGUAAAAAUCACCUCAGUAAGUGCUAUCAGGUGUAACCAGAGGAGCAUGUCCUCCAGCUUACCUUGAUAAGGCCACUGGUGUAUUCAUGUUGAAUGGUACCAAAGUAUUCAGGGACUGUGACAGUUCACCCCCCAAAGUUUGGUUACAGCACUUUUCACAAGCCUCCCUAACUGUUCACAGGAGUGAGCUGCACCUUUAUCCACCUCAGGCAUGAAUCGUUAUUACUGAACUGCAGUGAUUCAGGUGGAGUACUGGCCAUCUUUUGCUCCCAAAUGCACCACCCCGUACCCCAGCUUCCCCCCCCCCGGAUGUCGACCCAUAUUACAGCAGUAACUGAAUGACACAACAUCACAAUGCAUCUUUUGCUAAUUCCAUAGCAUUCAGAUUUUAUUAUUAAAAAGAAGAGAAAAAAAACAGUUGGGCAGCCGGCCAAUUAAACGUCCAAAAAUUGCAGCUUCGGUUAUGAAUGUGGGCCGUAACUCAUGACAGGUGUCACGCAGUUGCACUGAGACAUUAUUACUGGCUUUUGCAGCUUCCAAGCAACAGCUGUUAGCUGUUAGCAGCCACAUGUGGUUGCAGAAUUGUACCAAAGUCACUUUCUGGGACAAAUAAAAAAAAAAAAAAAAAUCGAACUUAAAGAGGACCUAUUAUGCUUAUUGCAGACCUCACUCUCUCUCGAGAUCGAUCGAUCUAAUUUUGUAAAGAAUUAUUGGCAUUGACUUGAGCAGCUUUGCACGAUUCACAGUUCAAAACAAUUAUUUAGGUUUGUACACUGAGCCUAAGUGCAGCCCCCUCAAAUCAUCCUCUGGCAAACAGAGUGUCUGAACAGCAGGUGGGUGAAAACCGAGCGGUCUGAAGCCUGAGCUUUGGGCUCACAGGGAUUACUUCUACAUGCACUGACCUCGUUAUGUGAAAACUUUGGCUAUGUUUAAUAUGAGCAACCAACACUGUAACAGUUUCCACGUACAUCUGCAUAUGAAAAGGAAAUACCAAAAAGCAUAAUAAGUCCUCUUUAAAACACGUGAAGCAUUCAUCCCAACCCGAUGAGAGCGGCUUUGCAGUAAACGUGUAGUGUUGUGAAACAGGUGGAAGAGCCUUAUGGGUACAGUAUGUACUGUUGACUUUAGUGCGUCGAGAUAUGCGGAACGUCUCCUCAGAGAGGAGGCUCCUGCAUUCCUGCCGGUGGAUCGUGUACACACAGUCUGCAUGUUUGUGAAGUGAAGAAAAAAGUGCUUUAACUGAUAUCCCACCACUCGCACCAACAUCUAACGUACCUAAAUAAUCAGCAUCCGAGCUCUUCCUUCAUACAAAAACGGUGGUGCGAGCUGUUUCCGUAAGGCCAUAGCUGGCAAAAAAAAAAAAAAGUGUAAAACAUUCAAGUGCGAUCAA